Messenger RNA from Mycena citricolor, 225 nucleotides. The record is from the annotation of a GenBank genome assembly. NCBI's taxonomy places the organism in Eukaryota, Fungi, Basidiomycota, Agaricomycetes, Agaricales, Mycenaceae.
AAACUCAGAUGGGAGCCGCAGGAGGCUAGGGGCACAGAUGGGAGGCGAAAAGCCCAUAAUGUCACACCCUUUGUCCGAACCAAGCAUACACAAUAUCCACACAUCAACACUGUUGUCCUCAACAACUCGUGCUGGAAGGCAAGGAUUCGAGGAUACAGUGCUGCGAUGCGCCUCUCCAAAAAUCUUGACGCUGUACACACCGACUUCCUAGCUAACCUCGAGUGA